GGUGUGACGUAUAAUCUAGUGGACGGAACGCUUCUUUCAACAGCAGUAACAGUUACUCAGCCACCUCGGUAGCUUUCUAGACAAAAUCGCCAAACCAAUAAAGCGCUUUAGACGCUUUAUAGUAUAUUAGCCACUGUGUUUUAAACCCACUUCUGUCGUGUAACGUAGUUAGUUAUCCGUUUUAAUGUAAUAUUUACGGUGUUGUUAUUAGUCAGCUAGUGGGCUGGUUAAGUUAGCAUUAGCAUAGCUAGCUAACAUCCCCAACCAUGAGUUCACUAAGCCAUUCUCCUCCUGCUGAAGAAGAGAAGGUGUGCUGGACGGAGAAACAGGGUCUGUGGCUGAACGUUGUUGUGAAAGAGGAAGAGGAGGAUGUCACAAUACAAAAACAAGUAGAGGGUGAGGCUGUUACAGUGAAAGAAGAGAAAGACGUUUCAGUGAAAGAAGAGGAAGACGUGUUCAGAGUAAAAGAGGAGGAGGAUGUUACAGUGAAAGAAGAGGAAGAGGCAUGUUUCGGAGUGAAAGAGGAGGAUGGGGAGAUUACUGUCACAUUGAAAGAAGAAGAGGAUGAAACUGGAUAUCUGGGCCCGGUUUCCCAAAGGCAUGUUAUGGCAUCCAAUGGUUCUAACGUUGAACGGGCCCUGGUUAACACUAGAGAGAGACGGGACUAUCGUGGAUCCUCUGGGGAACCUCAACAACAUCAUGAUGCUGAGGAGGCAGAGAAGAGUCUCUCCAGAUCAGAACUCCUCAAGAAACACCAGCAGAGACCCACAGGGAAGAAAUCCAACUGCUGCUCUGAAUGUGGGAAGAGAUUCAACUCUAAAGUAGACCUUAAAAUACAUCAAAGAAUUCACACAGGAGAUAAAUCUUUUGGCUGUGAUCAAUGUGGGAAGACAUUUAUUCGUCUACAAACCCUGAAAUCACACCAGAGAAUACACACUGGAGAGAAACCUUAUGGCUGUGAUCAAUGUGGGAAGAGUUAUACUCAGCUAAUCAGCCUGAUAGUACACCAGCGGACACACACAGGAGAGAAACCUUAUAGCUGUAAUCAAUGUGAGAAGAGUUUUACUACAUCUAGCUAUCUAACUAUACACAAGAGAACACACACAGGAGAGAAACCAUUUAGCUGUGAUCAAUGUGGGAAGAGUUUUACUCAGCUAAACAACCUGAUAGUACACCAGCGGACACACACAGGAGAGAAACCUUAUAGCUGUGAUCAAUGUGGGAAGAGUUUUACACAGCUAAACAACCUGAUAGUACACCAGCGGACACACACAGGAGCGAAAUCUUAUGGCUGUGAUCAAUGUGGAAAGAGUUUUACUGCGUCAAGCUCCUUGAUAGUCCACCAGAUAACACACACAGGAGAGAAAUCUUAUAGUUGUAAUCUAUGUGGGAAAAGUUUUACUAGGUCUAGCUGUCUAACUUUACACCAGAGAACACACACAGGAGAGAAACCAUUUAGCUGUAAUCAAUGUGGGAAGAGUUUUACUAGGUCUAGCUGUCUAACUAUACACCAGAGAACACACACGGGAGAGAAACCUUUUAGGUGUGAUCAAUGUGGGAAGAGUUUUACUACAUCUAGCCAGCUGACUUUACACCUGAGAACACACACAGGAGAGAAACCUUUUAGCUGCGAUCAAUGUGGUAAGAGUUUUACUACAUCUAGCCAGCUGACAUUACACCUGAGAACACACACAGGAGAGAAACCUUAUAACUGUGAUAAAUGUGGGAAGAGUUUUACUCGGUCAAACAGCCUGAUGUCACACCAGAGAAUACACACUGGAGAGUUACCUUAUAGCUGUGAUCAAUGUGACCAGAGAUACCUUGAUAAAAGAUCUCUGAUUAAACAUCAGAAAAUACAUGCAUGAAGGAGUUGUUUCAUGAUAUCAAUGAAAUGUCACAAUGUAGAAUGGUUUAACAUUGUAGUAGGAGUAUUUCAAUAACCUCACAACAUUUCAACAGCAUGUACAACUCGAUUUCAGUGAUGUAUUGCUACUUGUCAAAACAGCAGCAUUUCUGGUGCUUGUGCAGUUUAUAAGGUGCUUGUUUAAAAGUAAUGUGAUUAUUGUGGCAGAUGUUUGUGUAUACAUAGCACUUAUGUUUAGGUUUUCAAUAUAUCACAACUGUCUCUGCAUAAUAUUGGUUAUUGAUUUUGACACGUUAAAACUGGGGCCAUCCCACCUAGCAAAAUGUAAUUGAAAAGAAGACUAUGCCCGACUUCCAAACACAUUCCGUUUUAGUCUUUUCGGGUCAUUUUUUCAAUUAUUUGAAAAAUAAAAAAUCCAACAUACUUGCAGCCUA
Messenger RNA from Oncorhynchus mykiss (rainbow trout), 2298 nucleotides. RefSeq lists its product as uncharacterized. Gene Ontology annotation, biological process: regulation of transcription by RNA polymerase II. Gene Ontology annotation, molecular function: DNA-binding transcription factor activity, RNA polymerase II-specific; RNA polymerase II cis-regulatory region sequence-specific DNA binding. NCBI's taxonomy places the organism in Eukaryota, Metazoa, Chordata, Actinopteri, Salmoniformes, Salmonidae. Gene Ontology annotation, cellular component: transcription regulator complex; chromatin; PcG protein complex. The record is from RefSeq and is a predicted model, not a curated record.